Ipomoea nil (Japanese morning glory) is the source of this 4793-nucleotide messenger RNA. RefSeq lists its product as uncharacterized. The transcript is spliced from 11 exons. The record is from RefSeq and is a predicted model, not a curated record. Gene Ontology annotation, molecular function: protein binding. Bases 359 to 4219 code for a protein of 1286 amino acids. NCBI's taxonomy places the organism in Eukaryota, Viridiplantae, Streptophyta, Magnoliopsida, Solanales, Convolvulaceae.
GAAAGUCAUACAGAAAAUAAAGGAAAAAAGAGAAAAAUUUAAAAAAGUAAAGGGGUUGCUUCAGUUUUAUUUGAUAUCUCCAUGGAGGAAUUGAAGAGCGCAUGAUAUUGCAGUUGCUGAGAUUGAUCGGAGGCAGAGACGAAGAAGGCGCGCCCAACCGUCUUGGGCGACUCCGGAACUCCAAACCCUAAUGGUCAGAUUUUCUCUCCUAUAAUCAAUCUUAUUAUUGAAUUAAUUUAUCCAUGUGGCCGGCCCACCCGGUAUUGAGAUUGAGGCGCAGUUGGAUCAAGUCGAGUUAAUCGUUGUCCAUUUUGUUGAAAUCGGUUGUGAAUCCCUCGGGAUUUCGUCGCCGCAUCAAAUGGAUCAGACUUUCGGUUUUAAUUCUCCGGCGAUGGGUGGCCCGGCGCCGUUCGGCUCUGCUUCGUCGCGGCUGGCGAAACCGCGAUUCACUAAGAAGAAAUAUACGCCGGCCAAUCUCUCCAUUGGUUUUGAGAAUGAUGACCGGAGUUUCAACCCGUUUCUACCUGUCUCGCAGCCCCCGGAAGGUACCUCCGGCUCCGGCGUGGUGAAUCCUGGUCCUUCCGAUAGUAAUGCUGAUGUUUAUCGGAAUGCGGGGUUUGCAUUCGGAGCUUCGAAAGCUAGCACUAAUGGUAAUCCAUUUACCCCUACUUUUGCUAGUAAUCCCUUUUAUUCAAACUCCCAGGGAAUCAUAGAGCCAGAUAAAGAUCUUGUUGGUGAAAUUAGAAACUUGAAAAUUGAAAGCCAGCAGCAUAUUAAUGAUCCUGGGAAUAUGAAUGGUAAAGAAACUGGUAAUUCUGAGACAAAGGGGAUGGAUGAACUACUUGCUUCUAAAUUGCCUGAGGAGGUUGAAAAUAAGUUGAAGAUUAAAAGUGAGGAGAAUGCUGUGAGGUCACAGAAGGGUGACAGCCUCAAGUUUAAAUUAAGUGGAAGCUCUAAAUUACAUGAUAGCUUUGUAAGCGGUGAUAAUGUCGAUGGUGGUGCUGAGAGAAUGGAACUCUUGAAUGAGAUGAACAAAUUGAAUAUCAAAGAUGGGGCAACAGAUCAGUUGAAGAACCCUGCAUUUGAGGGAGUAGAAUCUUUUGGCAGAGCCUCUGAUAAUGAACUUCAUGAUAGGCUGAAGAACUUACAUCUAAAAGAAACUAUGAACCCAAACCUUGGCAAUGAUAAUGCUAAUGUUGAUGCUAAUUCAAGCGGCCGCUGUAAGUUUAAUUUUGGGGGAUGUGGAAACACUGUUAUUCAAUCAGAUGGCAUAAAUAACUCACAACAUGGAGGCCUUUCUGAUCAAGUGCAGAAAGAUUUGCCACCUUUCACAAAAACUGCAAAUGAGAUGGAGACUGAACCUUUCGGUCGCAAGAAUUCUAUAUUUUCUUGUUCAGUCCCUUCGGAACUCAAUUUUCAGGCAGAAAGGAGCGAAGUCUCUAGUAGUGGUCAAAGUGGUAUUAUGCCCUCCUGUUCCCCCAAUUAUGCCCGACCUGCAACUUUUGGUCCUGAAGCACCAUUCAUGGAUAGGCCUGGAAAGACGGCUGAGUUUAGUUUCAGUGGGAUGAUGCAACAUGUAGAAUUUAAAACACCAAACUCAAAAGGGAGCUUGAAUAGGAAAAUUGAAACAAAAAGGGAUCCAACUAAAGAUACCAAGUUGAAAAAGAAAUGGAAACAUAGGAAAUCAAUUUCAAUUUCAAUUCCACCGAAUACUGGACAAUGUUAUUUUCUAGCAGAAAGCUUGGAAGAAAAUGUAGAGUCUUCUGAGUCAUAUUCACCAAUGGAUAUUUCUCCAUACCAAGAAACAACAGCAGAUAACAUUUCAAGGGGAACUUCUGUGACUUCUGAUGAGGCCUUAAGCUUGAAUGAUAACUAUGCAUCAAGUGAGUCACAUCCCAUGGUUUCAAAUGAUAUAGCUGAUGAAGAUCUUAUUGAUGCAACCCAACAUUUGAAUAUUAAUGAAAACAAUGUUUAUAAUGAUAAGGAGAAAGUAGAACCUUUGCAUCCAGGUGUUUGUGUUGAGGAAGAUUAUAUUUCUGGAGCUGAGACUGAAAGCUUCUUAUCUGCUACUGAUCACCUAGAUUGUAGCACUGAUUCAUUUGUUACUGCAGCAGAAAAUGAAGUAAGUUCCAGUUCAACUGUUGAGAGACAAGAUAUUAAUGGUGGAAAUGCAAAUUUAGAAGACACAUGCCAGUCUAAAUUCAUAUUCGCUGCCUCUUCUACUGCUCAAUGUCCAUCACCAUCAGUAACACGACAUCGGAAGAAGAAAAGUCAUGCAAGACAUGGAAGUGAUUUAAGUAAUUCUGUUUCAAGUGCAAAAGUUCCAUAUUCACCCUAUUCUCUGAGUUCUUUUCAAGUUUCUGGGGCAUCUUCAUUAUCCCUUAAUAAAACUAAAAAUGUUGACAUGCCUGCCUUCUCAAGACAGAGCCAGGGCAAAAGUCAACCACUUAAGGAAAAAGAGGUCAAGUUAGAAGCUAACUCCGCUACUGCCCAGAGCAUGGCAGCUCUGGAAGCUUGUGAAAAGUGGCGACUAAGGGGAAAUCAAGCCUAUGCAAGUGGGGAUUUGUCUAGAGCAGAGGACUAUUACACACAAGGGGCUAAUUGUAUAUCUCAGAGCGAGACAUCUAGGAAUGCUCUUCAAGCUUUGACGUUGUGCUACAGCAAUCGUGCUGCAACACGAAUGUCUCUAGGAAGGAUGAAGGAGGCACUGGAUGAUUGUUUGACAGCCAUCAGAUUGGAUCCAAACUUCCUAAAGGUCCAACUUCGAGCUGCGAACUGUUACCUCUCCUUGGGGGAAACGGAAAAUGCGUCUCGACAUUUUAUGAAGUGCUUGGAGAUGGGCAGUAAGUCCUGUGUAGAAAGAAAGGUACUGGAGGACGCCUCUGAGGGCUUAGAGAAGGCACUGAAAGUAUCAGAAUGCAUGAAGCAAUCAGCAACACUCUUAGGAAGAGGAACGUCUAAUGAUGCAGUCUGUGCCUUGGCUGUGAUAGCUGAUGCUUUGGUGAUAAGCCCUUGCUCAGAAAAGCUUCUUGAAAUGAAAGCAGAUGCUCUUCUUAUGUUGAGGAAAUACGAAGAGGUAAUUCAGUUAUGUGAGCUGACACUUGCUUCAGCUGAGUUAAACGCAUUCCGAUCAGAUGUUGAUUUGAAAAUGUUGGAUGCUUCUAAGAUACAAAAUACUGCUUCGUUUAGGCUUUGGUGCUGUUCGGUAACAGUCAAAGCCUACUUUUAUCUGGGAAAGCUUGAGGAAGCUGUUAAUUUUUUGAAUAAAGAAGAGAAAUCCAUGCCUUCAAUGGAAAGUGGUGGAACCUUUGCUUUAGAAUCUAGUAUACCUUUGGCUGCAACAAUACGGGAGCUCUUACGCCUCAAGGCUGCUGGAAAUGAAGCAUUUCAGUCAGGAAAGCAUGCAGAGGCUAUUGAACAUUACAGUGCUGCUAUAUCAUGGAAUGUUGAGUCACGACCUUUUGCAGCGAUUUGUUUUUGUAAUCGUGCUGCUGCAUACCGAGCAGUGGGCCAAAUAUUGGAUGCCAUUGCAGAUUGCAGCUUGUCUAUAGCCCUUGAUGGAAAUUAUGUAAAGGCAAUAUCUAGACGAGCUUCAUUGCUUGAGAUGAUCAGGGAUUAUGGACAAGCAGCUUCAGAUCUUCGAAGGCUUAUCUCCCUUCUCACAAGGCAAAUGGAAAAUAAGAUAAACCAGUCAGAUAAAAGUUUUUUCAUGAGUGAGAUCCGGCAAACACAGCAGAAGCUUUUGACAAUGGAGGAAGAAGACAGAAAGGAAAUCCCUUUGAAUAUGUACCUAAUACUGGGAGUAGACCCAUCUGCUGCGUCUUCAGAAAUUAAGAGGGCUUACCGAAAAGCUGCACUCAAACAUCACCCUGACAAGGCUGGGCAAUUGUUAUCCAAAAAUGAUAAUGCAGAUGAUGGAAUUUGGAAAGAAAUAGCUGAAGAGGUUUGUAUAGAUGCUGACAGGCUUUUCAAAAUGAUUGGGGAGGCCUAUGCACUACUUUCGGAUCCUGCAAAGCGCUCACGGUAUGAUAUUGAAGAAGAGACGAGGAACAGUCAAAAUAGAGGGAACAGAGGCAGCACGAUGAAAACACACAUGGACUCUUAUAACUCUCAAUUUGAGAGGAGUGGGAACAGAUGGCAAAGGAGUGCUGUUUGGAGAGCAUAUGGGAAUUUCCAGCCCAGAGAGUCAGAUAGAAGUCAGUCAAACUGGUACUCAUGACAAGGUUCAAUGCUCUGUUUAAAUCCUAGUAUACAGAGCUUUACUAUUGCUGCAGAAUAUGGGAGAAUUUCCUUGUGCAACUAACAACAGGUGGCAACUGAACUGAUAGAUUUUGAACACGAUGUCCCAUGUUUUGAACUGAUUUGAGGAUUCCAAAGUUUAUGGUUUACACGACAGCAGGUGGAGAUCAGAGCAGUUUGAGUUGACCUACAUCUGUGCUCAGAAGACAAUGGUUGUAAAAAUGUUGAAGCAACUUGAAUGAUGUCUCGCCUGGAGGCAACGAACGGUACAUUGGUCAAGCAACUCUGCUAACAAUACCUGCUUGCUGCACGAGGCUUCGACAAAGACGGCCAACCGGCUAGCUCAACAAUAGAUUUUGCAUUGUUCCACACAAGAUUUGUGUUUGUGAAAUGGUUUGUUCUAUUCAUUUAUUAUUUUGAUUGAUUUGUACAUAAUAGUUUGUUAUAUUUAUUUUCAAGUGCCAAGUGUGCAAUUAGUCCAUCCUUUUUUUCCAAAGGAAGAGCUUCUUCUAGAACUUGUUUUAAAAGAAUCCAACCUUGGGUUUUUUCUCUUC